This is a messenger RNA of Cottoperca gobio, 2694 nucleotides long. It is a transcript of the gene gab3, whose product is annotated as GRB2 associated binding protein 3. The coding region runs from base 88 to 1773 and encodes 561 amino acids. Gene Ontology annotation, biological process: signal transduction. Gene Ontology annotation, molecular function: signaling adaptor activity. The transcript has 10 exons. NCBI's taxonomy places the organism in Eukaryota, Metazoa, Chordata, Actinopteri, Perciformes, Bovichtidae. Gene Ontology annotation, cellular component: cytoplasm. The record is from RefSeq and is a predicted model, not a curated record.
UGAAUACCAGAACACAGGAUAUGCUUUCGCAGUGCUCUCAGUUUCACAGCAGCAGUAACCGUGAGGACGACACACUCUGCAGUCAAGAUGAGUGCUGGGGAUGUGGUCUGCACCGGCUGGCUCAUUAAAUCCCCCCCGGAGAAGAAACUGAAGAGAUUCGCAUGGAGGAAACGCUGGUUUGUGCUUCGAAGAGGUCGCAUGAGCGGCAAUCCUGAUGUGCUGGAGUACUUUCAAAGUAAGAACUCCAAAAAGCCAAUACGCAGCAUCGACCUGAAAGAGUGCGAGGUCGAAAUGCUCAACGGGCAGCUCAGGAUAAAGCGGGACUUCCACGGGAAGCACCUCUUUGUGGUGAAAACCUCAUUUCGUGUUUUUUACCUGGUGGCCAAAACUGAGGAGGAGAUGAACAGCUGGAUCAGUAGCAUCAGUCAAAUCUGCCAGUUUGGGAGCCUGGAGGAUGCAGAGAGCUCAGAAGAAGGCUUUCCUCACACCCCCACUUCCCUUCAUCCGUCACCUGACAGCUCUGACCGAGUGUCUGUAUCGAGCCAACCAGAUUCUAGCCACCCGCUGGACUACCUAUUUCUCUCACAGUGUGAGACGGGAAGUAUAAGCACUAGUAGACAUGACAGCUUUUCAAACUCUGAGAUCUCUCUGGAGCAGAAGUCAUCAGAUGAUGCGUUCAAGGACGUUGUCCCCUCACCUCUUUACACCAAUUCCUCUUCAUCCUCUAUCUUUCAAGCCAGCCCUAGUCUCUUCCUCCAUGGAAGGUUGACUAACCCUCCUUUCAGCGCGCCAUGCACCUCCAUGGCUUUACCGUCAUCCUCUUCCUCUCCACUACGUCACUGUGCAACAAGUGUCUUCCGGUUUGACAAACUUUAUUCUUCUGCAUCGUUCGAGGCAACGAUUGACAGACAAACUCCUCCUCCGCUGCCACCCAAGUCUAAUAACCUGUCAGAGCAGCUAAGUGAUGAAGGAGCUCACAGGCUGAGGACAGAAAGUGCACUGCAUUUCUCAAACCCUGCCGCAUUAUGUGUUCGGAGGACCUCUUUGUCAAGCCUGGACCAUUUCAGAAUAGUAGAUGCUGACAGCAGAUCGAUGAGGAGCAGGAGACAGAGUCUUAAUCUGCAGCCUCGUUUAAAUACCACUCGAUUUCAAAGCUUCCAGGAUGAGUCAUAUGUCCCUAUGGCUUCCCCAUCUCCCACUGUUGCCACCACUGAAUGUGAUGGCUACAUCCCCAUGAGCCCCAGCACAUUCAGCUUCCUCAAUAAAAACUGCAACGUUGAGUCCUCCACGACUCACGACACACUAAUGUGUCAACCGGGAGAUUAUGCACCGCCUCCAAUUCACCGGCAUCUCAAGCCUCGCCUGAGGAGAGCUCGACCUCCACCUCUUGACUUGAGAGGCCUCUCUACAAUCACAGAGUGUCCCACUCAUCUUCCCCUGAGCAGAGCAUUAACUGAAUCAUGCUUUUCAGAGAACUGUUUACCUCUUGAAAGAAGACUUGAGAAUGGGGAAAAUCCAAGAGACGAAGACACAAACUGCACUGCAGUGGAAUCAAGACCACAUUUCUGUCUCAGCUAUGAUGGAGUGAGAAGAUCAAACCUUGACUAUCUGUCACUGGAUUUCAAUUCUGCAUCCCCCUCUCCUGUGCAGAAGCAGAAGCCCUUACUGUGCGAUGAGCACAGAGUGGAUUACGUGCAGGUGGAUGAGAAAAAGACUCAGGCACUGCAAAACACCAAAAUGGAGUGGACAGAUGUCCGGCAGUCAAAAACAUAAAUGGAACAUACUGAGAAAAAUCAGGAACACUUGGUUUCAAGAAGACCAACAAUAACACCAGCGGCGAGGAUAUGUAUAUGAAGAGGACCAAAACCAAUUCAAAAGCACUUUGAAAAACAGUAUUUAAGUAAGUCAGCAGUUAAAUGCUUGUUUGCGGGAUGGGAAGACAAAAUUGCACUGUAAAACUUUCUCAGUAGAUCAAUAUUUUCAAUAAUACCAGAUGUUGCACCCGUAUCACAACGAUUUUUACAGUAGCAUAACGUUUUACACCAUUUUAUUAAGAGCAUCAUAUUGCGUCAUUGUAAAAAACACAUGUGAGACUUUCUGUAAAUGUAUGUAUAGUAAUUGUAAAUAAGACAAAUAUUUUAAUGAGAAAAUGUUUUUAUAUAUAUAUUUCUCUCCCUCAUUAUGUAUCAUAAACCAAAAUGAUCCAGCUUUCUCUUUCUUCUUCUGUGGCCUUCAUAUUGAAGAUGUUGUUCACUUGUUUUGGUGCUGUGAUUACUCCAAGAGAUUGUGGAAACAAGACAUAGACUUUGCUUCCUCUAUAUACCCACAAACCUCCCUGAGGUUUGAAGAUGUUAUUUUUGGUUAUAUUGAUUUCACACAUAAGAGAGGACUCUGACUUUUUUAGUGACUUUAUAAUGGUUGUAGCUAAAUAUCGCAUUCAUAACUCAAAAUUCAGCAGAAGAAAACUAUCAUUAUCUGUUGUCACUAACAAUGUCAAAAAUUAUACUGAAGUAAUUUCCUCUUUUCUGAGCAAAAAGGCUGCCAAACCUUUUCCUUUUCUUACAAUUUUAAUUUAUUGUGUUUUGGGUAAUUUAUUUAAUAAUAUGUCUUUUGUGUCGUGUGCUUGUCUUCGUCCACUGGCAUUUUCUAAUGUUGCUCUGAUUAGUAUAAAUAAAGUUUAUAUUUAAAAAAUAA